UUCCAAGCUCCUGGCAACAGUGAGUUGUCUUCCCUCCCAGAUACCGGGAGAGGCGCAGGCGACAGUUCAAGGCGGCGAUGGGGAAGAACACCUCCUGUCCUGGGAAGGAGAGUCUCCAGAGUCGCCUUCUUGGACUGAACUCGGACCCUGCAAACUGACCGAGUGCCAGUCGCCUGUUGGAGGCUAUUUGCAACCAGCUCUGCCACCGUCACCCAGUGGCCACGUGGUCCAGAGGGACCAUGAGGAUUCGAUGGUCCCUCAUCCUCAAGGACUACGUGGCCAUUAGAGAGGCAGUGCUGGCCAGCCCGAGGGUGAUGGCUCAGAUCAACAUCCAGCUCUUUGAAUUGAAUCGAAAUGAGAACUCAGUGGUGCUGGCCAGACUCUCCUUUCAGCAAAGGGUCUGUCCUUUGUCCAGGUGGGACAAGGACAGCCCUUAAACUUCAAUGUCCCGGAGGAGCAGCCUGGGCCCUCCAGCAGGGGUCUCCCCCUGCUCCUCCUCCUCUUCUCCUCUUCUUCUUCCUCCAAACGAUGAACAGACUGGCUCCUCAUCCAGGGCUGUUGGUCCUUCCCUCGCUCCAGGGCCAUUCCCCUCUUCUGUUCAGCCACCUCCUCUGCCUGGACUACUUUAUGCUCCUCACGUGAUGGUGAUCUCACGUUUUUGUGAAUGCAAUAUCUCAGGAACGCCCAGAGGGAAUUUCAUUACUUCUGGUACACUGUGACCUCUCAAAACACGUUUUGGGCCAUAAGGAUAAAAUUAAGUGAUAACAUUUCAUAUUGAAAUGUUCAAAGGUCAACUUCUGUAACUCAGGAAGGGAAGAUUGUGACCAUAUUUCCUGCAACCUGGCUUACAACCAGAAACAAAACCACGAGGCGGCAAUUGUAGUUGGGUUUACAUUGAUAUAGAACAAUAUAACUUGUGUGUGUGGAGGGUUUUGUGCUUUUGUUUCAGCCUGGCCUCAACACAGUCUCAACUGAACAGACCUGUAACAUCAGCCCAGUCUCCUCAGCUCAUACUGCUGCACUGAAACACGGCGGUGCCCUCAGUUGGCUCAACAUUAUCGAAGAUGUCAUAAGAAAGUCAAGAAUUCCUGUUGAACAAUGUUGAAUUGAAUUGUGCUUCAGAAAGUCACUUGAGUUCACCAGCCUGGCCUGCUAUCAAACACACUUCCAAAACCAGACACUGACCUGCCUAUUUCGAAUCAUGUUUACUUCUGCACUUUGCAGACUUCCUAUAUAAAGACCAGUCUAGUCGCAUCAAGUCAUUAGCUCAAGUAAUCCACUUGGGGCUUGGUGGCUUGAUUAUGCGAUCACAUCGAGUGACUAAAGACUAAACCAGCGUCAGCACAGAUCGGGGGUAGCUGCACAGAGGGGAUAGACUCACACAUGAGGCCUCUGUGGUGAAUCAAUGGACGCUGCUGUCAUUCAUCUUCCUGACAUCCUGCAGUUCUUGACCUGAUCCGGGUGGACCGGUGGAGGAUGAAACAGAGCAAAUGGCUGUUUAAAUACUCGCUGACACAAGGCACUGACAGCCAAACAACUUGGGAACUGGAGACUGGAAAGAGGAGGUGACCACGAACAGUCAUGGGAUGUGGCGUCACAAAGUCCGACCAGUUCCACAAACAGUCUGGAAAAGCUCUGAAAGCUGCUGUCCUGAUUCAGCGAUGGUACCGUCAGUACGUGGCCCGCACAGAGAUGAGACGGAGAUACACCUGGCACAUCUUCCAGUCCAUCGAAUACUCUGGAGAACAGGCUCAGAUCAAGCUUUAUAAUUUCCUCGGAUACCUCAUGGACAAUUUCACACCGUCAAGCAAUGAACGAAAUCUGAUCUCGCACAUCUUCAGAGAGAACGAGGUCUGUCGGGACGCAGAGUGGGAGAGGUACUUCUGCUACAAGAACAUCGAGGUGCCAGAGAUUUACUCGGGACCUCAUCUCACCUUCCCUCUGACGGUGGAGCAGGCAGUCGGGCUGGUGGAGGCCUUCAGGAAGAAGAAACAGCUGCACUCGCGCUACGUCCUGCAGCUCCUGCUAGAGACAUGGAAACGGCUCCGGAUGUUGCCAAAUAUCAACCGCAUCUCCACCUGCCACAGCAAAGAAAUCACUAUUUGUGGUGACUUGCAUGGCCAGCUGGAGGACCUGCUGCUGAUCUUCUACAAGAAUGGCAUGCCGUCAUUGGAGAAGCCCUACGUGUUUAAUGGAGACUUUGUGGACCGAGGGAAAGACUCCAUUGAGAUACUCCUCAUCCUAUUUUCAUUCCUGCUCGUCUAUCCGAGCGACGUCUACCUCAACAGGGGAAACCAUGAGGAUCACAUAGUCAACCUAAGAUACGGCUUCACAAAGGAGGUGUUGACUAAAUACAAGAUGCACGGCAAACGGAUUCUGAAGCUGCUGCAGAAGAUUUUCAGCUGGUUGCCGCUAGCGACGGUGAUCGACCAGAAGGUGCUGAUUCUCCACGGAGGGAUCUCCGACACCACAGACCUCAGCGUCCUCACCAGAUUAGACAGACACAAUUAUGUUUCAGCGCUGAGGCCUCCAAAGAAGAAGCACGUGACCUCAGUGGGGACGUCCAUCGACUUGGACAUAGACGAGGACAUCUGGUCGACCAACAGGAUCUUAGAGCGUCGGGCCUCCCUCACGUAUCCCAAACCUCUGGGAGGCCGCGACAGCUUCCAGAACCGCUCGUUGCAGGACUUCUCCGACCGGCUCAAGGUGAAUGGGGUGGAGGACGAGCUGGAGAUCCGCAGGAGGAAACAGUCUGUUUUCAACUCGGCGACCAGCAGAUCAGAAAAAGACAUAACUGUGUCUGUUACAUCUGACUCUAGCAACAGUGAAAACCCCAAGGAUGAAUGGAAACAGAUCCUGGACCUGCUGUGGAGCGACCCGACUAGCCAGAACGGCUGCAUGCCCAACGAAGUGCGGGGCGGAGGCUGCUACUGGGGCCCCGACGUCACUGAGGACUUCCUGAACAAACACAAUCUGCAGCUCAUCAUCCGCUCCCACGAGUGCAAACAGGACGGUUAUGAGUUUUGUCACAACCGUAAGGUCCUCACUCUGUUCUCUGCCUCCAAUUACUACGAUGUGGGAAGCAACAGGGGCGCCUACGUGAAGCUGGGUCCAGACCUCGUGCCUUAUAUGAUUCAGUACCAGGCCAGCAGCAUGACCAGAGAGCUCACUGUGAGACAAAGUGUUGGGCGAACCGAGCGCUCAGCCCUCAAAGUCCUGCGGGAGCAGCUGUUUUCGCACAGGUCUGACCUCAUCUGUGCCUUCAAAAAGAUAGACAGCAACAACACAGGUCGCUUGUCUCCUAAUGACUGGGCCACUGCAGUGGAGAGUGUGAUGCGCCUCUGUCUGCCCUGGAGGAUGCUGCGCUGUCAGCUGGUCACCAGCAGGACCAGUGAUGGGAUGAUAGACUACUACGACUGGUUCAACGAGCUCGCCAUCGCAGGACCCAACACAGAUCACAUCGAUCAGAGUCUGCUGGAGACUUUGUAUCGCCACCGCUCCACCUUGGAGACCAUCUUCAGAAUCGUAGACACAGACAACUCAGGCUUCAUCACCAUGGAGGACUUCCGGCAGACCUGGAAGCUGCUGAGCGUCUACCUAAAGAUGGAGAUCACGGACGAGGCCAUCUACGACCUGGCCGUGACCAUCGACAGCAACCAGGACGGCAGCAUUGACAUCGACGAGUUCAUGGAGGCCUUCCGCCUCACGGACAAGAAAAGCCGCCUAGAGCGAGGACGCAGCAUGUUCAUGGGCACGGCCACCGACCUCACCAAGCUGGAGGGGGACCCCAACAUUUGAGCAGAGAGCAGGAGCAAAGAUUGAAAACAGAGAGCGACCUCAGCUUGGACUCCU
Seriola aureovittata is the source of this 3852-nucleotide messenger RNA. RefSeq names its product protein phosphatase with EF-hand domain 2a (gene ppef2a). Gene Ontology annotation, cellular component: cytosol; nucleus. Lineage: Eukaryota; Metazoa; Chordata; Actinopteri; Carangiformes; Carangidae. The record is from RefSeq and is a predicted model, not a curated record. Gene Ontology annotation, molecular function: iron ion binding; protein serine/threonine phosphatase activity; manganese ion binding. Gene Ontology annotation, biological process: detection of stimulus involved in sensory perception; negative regulation of MAPK cascade. The transcript has 19 exons. Bases 1582 to 3798 code for a protein of 738 amino acids.